Molecule: messenger RNA, 5645 nt
Organism: Maniola jurtina (meadow brown)
Lineage: Eukaryota; Metazoa; Arthropoda; Insecta; Lepidoptera; Nymphalidae
Exons: 15
Coding region: 39-5540 (1833 amino acids)
Biological process (GO): glucosylceramide catabolic process
Molecular function (GO): glucosylceramidase activity
Source: RefSeq, a predicted model, not a curated record
GAGGAGAUUAAGUACUAACUUGUAUAUUAAUAAGCGUGAUGGUGAACUACUUGGGUUCAUUUAGAGUUCUUGCCGGUGGAAAUGAAACUAGUAAAAUGUUGACUCGCUUUCUUGUGUUGUCGUUGUUGACGCAACGGAAUUUGAUAUCAUCAGAACCAGAGGUGAAUGAAAAAACUGAAAAUACACGUGCAACCAGGCAGUUGAAUUUUGGCGAAUGCUGUCCGUGUCCAGGGCAAGAUGCAUUUCAAGAUCAGAGCUCUGCGGGUCCUCUUAUAAAUUCAAUAUCAGCAACAGAUGAUACCAGCUGUCCAUGCAAGAUGACCUCGGACUCUGAAGGCGCUUCAUCCAUCUUCCGUCCUGUAUUCAGAGCAGCUCAACCAAAUAUAAGACCAGUGUCGAGAAAAGAAGAGCCAAAACCUCUUUUGAAUCCAGAGGUAGACCUUGCAUCAUCAGUUUUAGAAACUUUACGAGAAGUUACAGAUCAAGAGUAUCAGGAAGCAUUGGUCAGGGAUGCUGCAAGAAGCGCAUUACAAUUUAUGGACCCAGAACUGCCAAAAACUGAACCAAAAGAUGUAGUCAACAUUAUUGUAAGCCCUAAUGACGAUAACAACGGUGACAUUAUAUCAGAGGCUACAGAAAUGCAAACAAGCACUUAUGUCCUCCCUCCUUUAAGUACAAAUAACAACGAUGAACAUUUACGACUACAGCCUUCAACGAAUUUACUGAAGCACAUUUUGACUCCACGAAAUAAUAUUUUGGAAAAUAUGAAAACUAGAUUAAAUUUGUUAAAUUUAAAACCAUUUUCGAACACUGAUAACAGAGAUUUUCUAACUUCACCAAGUAUUCUGCAAAAAUAUUAUUUAAAAAAUAAUAUUAGAGAUCGUGUCUUAUCCGAAAAUAGGCCAUUAAUAGAUGAAAAAUCGGAGUCGCCAAAUAAUCUUAAUGAACCUUUUGCAAGAAAUGCUGCAGGCAUAAAAAAAAUAGAUAUGGAACCGGAUGAGGUGCCUGAUUUUAAGAAUAAUCCUACAGCAUCAUUUGGUGAUAGCGCAAAGAAACAGAAAAUGUUAGCUGGAGACAUACUUCAAAACACUGACUGUACAGAAACUUUUAGUGAGCCAAAUUUAUCCGCCAGUAAAGAGGGUUCGGAAGAUUUUGAUAUAGUUCCAAGUUCUUCGAAAGUAAUUGAAGUUGAAAGCCUAGGAAUUAUAGAAAACCCGAAUGUUGUUAUGCAAGAAAUUGAUCCUGACACUAACAAUUUCAUUCCUAGUGCCUUAGAAUCUGAAACCAAACAAAAUAGCUUUCCCAAGAAUGUGGAAGAUGUCUCAGAAGUAAUAACAGAAGACUCUAACGUUGAAGAUGUACAAACUAAUGACUCUGAAACUGAGAAUACUACAGAACAUACAGAAAAUAUAAACGAUAUGAAAUCUGAACCAAGUAUCAAUAGAAAUAUAGUCACAAAUUUACCAGAUACAGUUGCCAGUACAGAAUUUAUAUCUACCACUGAAGAUGAGAGCAAAAUAAGGAAUGCUUAUCCCAUGACUUCAAAAGGUGUAAAAGAUCAAGAAUCUUUAGCUUCAACUUCUGCAGAAAAAGAUAUGGUUGAAUCAACAAUUCAUGCUUUGCCAAAUAUUAAAGCAGACAUGUUUAGAACGCUAGAAAGUUUUAAAAAAGCAAAUGAAAAAAUUCAGGAAAAAUUAAGAUACAAUGUACAAGAUGCUUUACAGCUAGUUAUUGCUAAUGAACCCUUAAACUCACCAUUUCAAACAGGCACUGAACCUCUAAGUAAAAUACGCGCUUCUUCUGUAGAACAACCACAAGAUAAUGCAAACACUGUAAUAAAUACAGGUGACGAAAAAAGUUUGAGUACCCAAGAUUUGCAAGAGAUGUCAGAUUCAUUACUUGAACUCAGCUCCUUAAAGGAUAACUCUAAAACUUCGACGACGCCUAAUAUCAAGGAAAAGUUAGUUGAAGAAUUGGAAAAUAAACCUGCAGAAGUUGAAAAAGUGGCUUAUAUUGAUGAUAUGAUCACUGCACCGACUUCUUUGAACGAUAAUAACAAUAUAAUAAACUUAAAAAAUGAGAAAUCAAAUUUAAGGCUGAAAGGCCAUAAUUUAAAUGGUAAAAGUAAUGAAAUUGAAGGAAAUAUAUGUAGUAACAAUAUUAUACCAAAGAACUCUGAUUCUAGUAUCACGAAAAAUGAGGAUAGUGAAAUGUCUGCUCAACCUAGUAAUUCAGUUUUGAAUCGCAUAUAUCAGCAAGAUGCGGAUCCACCCAGAUCGGGAUUGUUACAAAGGGACUUUAUUGUACAACCUGAAGAUAGUGUCAAGCCCAUUGAGGGUAUUAAAGAUUUUUUGAAUAGUUUUAGGGCUCUAGGUGCAGACCGAUUUACAAACGAUGAUAGUGAAUCGGCAUUUUUUGAUACUCAACCAUUAUUUAGAUCUAGUAUUGGUAAGAAUAUGGAAGAGUCAAAAAAAAUUUUCAGAGGUAAUGGACCUAAAUUUAACUCAGAUUCUAAUUUAAGUUCAAACAUAGCUAAAGUAGCAAGUCCAAAAUCUUUAGAUUUCAACUCAUUGCUGCCAACUUUUCCAUAUUCAAGUGAUGAAGCAGAUGUAUUGGGCUUCGCAUCGCAAAAAAUACCUCAAACUACUAAUUUAAGAAACAUAGUUAGGAAUAAUUUUGAAAAUGGAUUAAAUCCUGUGUUAAAAACUAUAGAAACACCAAAGGUGCUCCAAGACACAUUUUCUUCUAUAACUCCAAGUCUUGCUGAGAGUUUUAAAUCUCACACAAAUAACGCUUUAAAAACUUUUCGAAAUACCUUAGAUAUGGCCCGUGGAGAACCAUUUAAUAUCAAUAAGAAUAAUUUGUUGGGCAAGUCCCUAAUAAAUCCUGAUCAUUUAUUUGGAAAUUUUCGAAAAACUCAUGAUGAUUUUAAUGAUAAAGUACAAGCUUUUCACUCUGACCUCAAUAGAAGACUUAGUUCAUUAUCUUCACGAACAUCAACUGACGGGUCUCGAUUAUUAUGGACUCCAAGCAGGUUGAAAAAUAGAGCUGAAUCUCACGACAUAUCAAGUAAGAAUACUGCAGCAAUGCCUGUCAAAACGAAAUCGCCCACUAUGAAAAAUACACUACUAUCAAAAAAUAUACCAAGCACUGAAACGAACAAAAAGGAAUCUACUGAUUUAGCAUCCAGAUCAAAUAAAGCUAAUAUCCUUAGAUCUAACAUUAAGGAAAAAUUAGGUAUUUUACCACAUCAAAACGAUUUGAGUUCUAAAAAAGCGCAUAUCGCUAUUAACCCUCCUAAAAGUAUUUUAACUGCAAAACAGCCACUAAAAAGUCAUAUGAAAUUAAAACCACUGAAGGAAAAUAAAGUAACAAUAUCUUUUGCUACGACAUCAAUACGUCCCGACCUAUUAAAAUCAAGGUUUAAGCCCACACUUCAAAUGGAUUCUCCUAGGUCUAGUUCUGUAGUUGAUUUAGCAAAAUUUCCCAAAUUCUCGAAAAGUUUGGAAGAUAAUAAGAAACCAACUUUGCGUUCGGAAUUAAAAUCCAAUGAGCCAAAGGUUUUAGCAAGCGAAAUUUCUCUGUCGAGAGCAGUAAUUCCUGAAACAAUAUCACAAGAGGUCCCUUCUCUCGAAGAAUCAGAAAGAUUGUAUGACGAGAGUAUAAAUUAUGACGAUAGACGCCCCGUAGAUGUAUCAGAAGCAAAUAAAAGAAAGGCUAUGUUAUUCUCAAAAUUAAGAAGACCUCUUGCAACUGGAAUCACAAGUGACGGUACGACGAGGAAUAAUAAAGUGCUAUCAUCUAGACAAAACGAAAAUGAUGCAACUCAAUCCGCUUCUAAUAAUAUUGAUACAAGUAUAUCUGCAACUGCUUUUGUAGAAGAAAGAUCAAAAAAUAAUAAUCAAUCAUUCAAAUGCAAAAUGGUUUGUAUGCAAGAUAUUUUAGAUUCAACAGGUGCAUACUUAAUGAUACAUAUUGUAUCAGUCAUGAAGAUUUUUGCGUUAUUUUUUACAUUAUUUACGCAUACUAAAUUCCUUUGUGCGGACAAGCCAUGUGCGAUAAGGCCUAUAGAAAAUCAAUCGGUGGUGUGUGUGUGCAAUUCAACCUAUUGCGAUGACGUCAUCAGAACUCAUCCUGCGUACGGCACGUUCAAUGUCUACACUUCGUCUCAGAGUGGACUACGUUUUAAAAAAAGUGUUGGGCGUUGGGGUGGCAACCUGACGUCUUCAAAAAGAACUCUAUAUUUGGAUCCAUCAAAACAAUAUCAGCGUAUUGAGGGCUUCGGUGGUUCUGUAACUGAUUCAGCUGCUAUAAAUUGGAGAAGCCUCUCUCCAGAGCUGCAGGAUUACCUAGUCAAGUCCUACUUCAGCGAGAAUGGUUUGGAAUACAACAUGGUGCGGACGCCUAUUGGGGGCUCUGACUUUUCGGUCCGCCCCUAUGCCUACAAUGAACUGCCCUUGGAUGACGUAUGGCUCACUAAUUUCACAUUCUCACCAGAGGAUAUACAUUACAAAAUUCCCUUGUUCAAAUCAAUCUUCAAAGUGGCAAAGACACCUGUACACAUUGUUGCUACGACCUGGUCCCCUCCACCGUGGAUGAAAACCAACCAUAACUAUAGCGGUUUCAGUCAACUCAAGCCGGAAUACUACCAAACCUACGCUGAUUACCAUUUAAAAUUUUUGGAGAUGUACAAUGCGGCAGGUGUGCCCAUCUGGGGGAUCACAACAACCAAUGAACCUAUUAAUGGUAUCUUUGGCCUUGCAAACUUCAACUCUCUUGGGUGGACUGUGCAAGAAAUGGGAAAAUGGAUUGAGCAAAACCUAGGUCCAACAAUACGCAACUCUACGUUUAAAAAUGUUAAAAUAAUUACUGGCGACGACCAAAGACUAACAAUACCCUAUUGGUUUAAUUUACUGUACACUUACCAUCCUAAGGCUUUGGAGUAUAUAGAUGGCCUUGCAGUGCAUUAUUAUACAGACAAAUUUAUUGGCCCUGAAAUAUUUGAUACGGUGACUUUAACACAUCCAGAAAAAUUCAUUUUGGCAACUGAAGCUUGUGAAGGUAGUUUUCCUUGGGAGACACAGAAAGUUUUAUUAGGAUCAUGGGAUAGAGCAAAAUCGUACAUAAUAGAUAUACUUCAGGACUUAAAUUUCAAUUUAGUGGGUUGGAUUGACUGGAACCUGUGUUUAGACAAGAAAGGGGGACCGAACUGGGCAGGUAACUACGUCGAUUCCCCAGUCAUUGUGGACAAAGACCGCCAGGAGUUCGUCAAGCAGCCGAUGUUCUAUGCGAUGGCGCAUUUCUCAAAAUUCGUUCCUCGCGAUUCCGUGAGAAUUGGAAUAACAGAAAAGCAUCCUUUUCUUUCGUUGAGCUUACACAAAAUCGCCUUUCUAACGCCGAGGAAUACUAUUGUCGCUAUUAUUUACAACGGCGGCAGUGAACAAACAAUCAGCUUGCAAAAUGGAAAGCAGCACGCGAUCUUACUUUUGGAAGCCCACUCUAUUACCACUGUGGAAUUUCCUCAUACGCAGACUAAAUAAUUUUUAUUGAUGUUUGUAGUAGUUAUUUUUAUAGUGAAAGUGAAGCUACGAGUACCUAAAUGAAUAGUUUAUGUUAGUAAGUAAUAAAAAUAUUCUAUUGGAAUU